AUGUCAAAAUAAGAAGUGCAAGAAAGUAGCAGUUAAGGUUAGCCUAAGACUUAAAGUGCUUAAGAUUUGGAAAACCCUUAAAGGAAGUUUUCAAAUAUGAGCAAUGUUAGCUAAAAUUUUAGUGAAAUAUAGUUUGAAAUAGGACCAACAAGUGAUAACUUUGUAAUGAUUUUUGAUGAAUUAGAAGCAAAUCAAUAGGUCUUAAAAAAGGAGGAAUAAAAUUUAAAAAAUAUUUUAUCAGAUGAUCAGCAAACUUAGCAAAAUAAAAAAAUUAUUAAAUAAGCUGUUGAAAAGAGAAAACACGAGGAACAAAAUCGUUCCAAAUGGUAGAAACUCUAAAAUCUUUUGAAGCAAGAGUAGAUUUUACUUGAUAAUGAGAAGGAAAUAUUUGCGAAAAAGUUGAAAAAAAUAAAGCAUUUAGAGUAAAAAUACUAUGAAUCGUUCUUAAGCAUGCAGAACAUAACAUCAAAUAUUCAGAAAUACUUUAUCCCACCAUCUGAGCACUCAAAGCUGUUUUAUAACAAUCAAAAUACUUUUGUUUCUUUUAUCAAAGAAUUAAGGAUAAAGCCAAAACUGCUUUUGACACUUAUAGAAAAGAAUCAAUUGAAUAUUUCAUCUGCUAUAAGAAGUUUGCCUUAAACUCUUUCCCAAUCGUUUUUUCAGUCUCAUUUAAAAAAAGGUAUAUCAAGUGAUGUCUUGAUAUUUAUUAACAAAAACAUCGAAAUGGAAAUAAAUCUUUCUAAUGAUAGACAAAAUAUGCUACGUACAGACACACUGCCCAAAAAGAUUAUAAAAGAAUUUUUUAAUCAACCAAAGUACACAAAAAACUUAGAAAAGAUAUUUAAAGACACUCUCUACGAAAUUUCUAAAUUGACAGAAGAUCUUCGAUUAGAAAACGAAAUUAUAGAAAAUGAAUCAAUAAGGAGAAUAAGUUUGAGAAAAUAAUCUGACUUCUCAGCUGUAGUGAGGAAAAAGAGUGAAUUUAAAUCUGCAAAACCAAAUAGAAAGAAACUUACUGUGCUCAGUUCAGGAAAUGAACAUGUAGAGAGCUCUAACUGCAAUAGAGCUGAAAGAUAUUAAGAAAUAUUGAGAAGCUUUGAUAAAUCUAGGAUGUUUAGAUCAAACACUAUUUCAGAUUAAAUUUAUAGCAUUCUUAAAAUAGAACAGCAAAAUUAAAGAAAGCAUGUAAAUGGGAAAAGAACUAAAUCAGAUCCUGAUUUUGAAAAAGAAAGUUUACCUCUAUUUUAGAUGCAAUAAAGUGGUGAAAAGUAGGCAAAUAUGUUUACUACCUCAACUUAGCUCACUUUUCCAAAUCCUAAAAUUUAACAAAAUGAAACAGAAACAGGUUUUUCAAUCAAAAUUUAAGACGAUUAAAUGCAAUGGUAGAAAUUAGAUAGAAGUGAUAGCAUGGUUAUUUAAGAUAGAUAGCAGUGGCUUUAAGACAUAAUUAAUUUACAGGAGUGGGAAACGUCUGAAGGUUCAGUUAAGUCUGAUAACCCUCAAAGGAAAACUUCUAAAAAUGUUCACCAAAACGUACUGUUUUCUUCAGGUUCUUAAGAGUCUAUAUAGUCAGCUCCAUAAUAAUUAGAAGGAUCUUCUGCUUAACAACCAACUUAAAGGUAAAAUAGAGGAUUAACUUUAGAUGAUAAACAUAAGCAAAUUUUAGACAAAGAAAAAGAAAAAAUUAUUUAGAAGAAGGUGAAGAAGGUUAAUAAGAUAAUUUAAAAUAUGUUGGAGCAAUUAUUCAUGAAUAUCGAGAUUAUUCCUAAUGAUAUUAGGAUUAUUUGUGCUUUGAUUAAAUAUCAUGCUUAAAAAAAAUACCCUGAUUUAACUAAUGCCUAGCUUUACUAUUCUCUGAGCUACUUUUUCAUAGAUGACUGGGUGCUUCAUAUAUUUAUGAAGAGUUUUAAUAAAUAUUAAGAUAUGGAUCAAUCUAAGUAGGAGAUCUUGUAAAAAAAUAUGCUUUACAUUCAAUCGAUUAUUAAAAAUAUAAUGAAAAAGCAAGUGUUCAAAUAAGAAGGCUUAAUUGCAAGAUUUAAUUCAUUAAUAUUUUAGCUAGGUGAUUAUGUGACUCAUUACUAUGAUCAACUUAUGAAUAUAGACAUGACUAAAAUUUUAAAUUAAAUUAUUAUUCCGUCUGAACAGAAGAGUUUAUAAUUUUAGCUAGAUUUCUGCUCUGUUUAUAUGAGCUUAGAGAAUAUUUAAAAGAUGGCCCAACUGAUUGCUUCUAAUGAUAAAGAUUUUAUUUAAAUGAAUGAAACAAAAGUUGUCGAAUAUGCUAAAUCUAUCAAUAUUCAAGCAGAAAAAAUAUUUAAUGAUAGAUCUGAUUUAUUCUAUGGGGUUACUCUCAAAAAAGACUAAAUUUAUACAAUAUUUUAAUUUUAUCAUACUGGAGCUUAGGAUUUUUUUGAUUAAUACUUUGAUAUCCCUUCAUUGAAGCUCCCUUACUAACGAUUUAGCUAAGAAAAUGAGUUUUAAGAUUCUUCUAAAUACUUUGAUAAGUUCAAAAACCUUCUUAGAAGCAUACUUGUAAGUGUAGAAAAGCUAGAAGUUAUUUCUUAAUUUUCAGGAUUCAAUGAUUUGGACAUUACUUCUAUUCUCAAAAUUUUAGAAGAUUAAGUUUGUGAGAGAUAUAAUUCUGAAAUUGUCAAUGUUCCUCUUGUCGCUUCUUACUUAAAUUCAAUGAUAAAAAAUUAUUUAAAUCCAAAAUACCUGCAAAAUAAUCUGCAGCUUAUAUGGAAAUAUAUGAGUUCAGAGUAUAAAGCGAGAAUUAGUUAAUUGGAAAGAAUUUCUUUUCUUGAAAAAACUAAUAACGCUCGUUUAAUUAAAUUUCUUAAGCUAAAUAUCAACUAAGUGGAAGAAGUCAUAAGAAAAUAAGAAAAAAAUAAAAGAAAAAUUUACAUAAAAGAGUUUUUUGAUUCAUUUUAGCUAAAUGUUUGUAUUUCCUCACCUCAGUCGCGUUUCAAAUUAAGUAAUACAUCAAAAAAAUUGUAUUCUGAAUUUGAUCAUUCUAAAAUAUGGGUCGAAGACUUAUCUUGUUGCAUACAUAAAACUGCUAACCUAGAAUUUGUUAAAGAUUUAACUGGUGAAAUAUCUCCAACUAAAAAAGAAUAAAUUCAAGAACACCAUUGUGAAAAUUUAGUCUAGUUUAUUGAACAAUUCAGCAAAUUGCCUGAACUAAAUUUAUUGCUCCAAGAAGGAAGAGACAUAUGGGGGAUAAAUGAAGCUUAUUCAAUAAUUUUAGAUAAACUUGAGGAUGGAGUAAAAGAAUAUCCUUAAUUUAAAAACUUAAAUGAAGAACAAUAAAACGAAAUUAUUGAAAGUUUAUUUAAAUCGAUAAACAAAAUAUUUCAUAGAAAUCUUUUUCCUAAAAGAUAAACCUAUAAAGACGCAGCAUUUUAUAUCUUACUAAAAUCAUUAGACUUCUUAACACCAGAGAAUCUUGAAAUAACCAACAAUACCCAUUCAGAAUGGAUCUGGAAGAUAUGCUCUCAAAUAUUAGUCUCAAUGGACCAUAAAAAGUCUCCUGAGUAAAAAUUGAAAUGCCUUUCAGAAUGCACAAAAGUAAUUGCAGAAGUCUUAAAACUGUCAUCUCUUAAAGAUGAAGCAGCAUCUGCUGACCUGACUCUUCCUAAUCUCAUUUAUGUCCUAAUUAAAUCAAAACCUAAAAGACUUUGUUCAAAUAUUAACUUUAUAACAGCGUUUCAAUGCAAAAAUAAAAUGCUUUCAGAAGCUGGUUAUUGUUUUAUAUAAGUGUAAAGUGCCAUUAAAUUUAUAGAAGACCUUGAUCCUAGUGAACUGAAGGAAAUUUCAAAAUAAGAUUUUUAUUUAAAUCUAAGAAACGAAGAAGUAAAAAUAGGUAUCGCAUAUAUGAAAAAGCGAAAAAGAAAUGGUCACUCAUUUGAUGCAGAAAAAUAUUAUUAAACUUAAUGUUAAAUUCUAGAUUUAAACAACAAUAAUUAAUUGGCAAAAAAUUCCUAAUCAAAUACUAAUUUAAUUAAUGUUAUUAAAUGA
Molecule: messenger RNA, 4014 nt
Organism: Tetrahymena thermophila SB210
Lineage: Eukaryota; Ciliophora; Oligohymenophorea; Hymenostomatida; Tetrahymenidae
Product: vacuolar sorting protein 9, VPS9 domain protein
Exons: 14
Biological process (GO): vesicle-mediated transport; regulation of GTPase activity
Cellular component (GO): cytosol; endocytic vesicle
Molecular function (GO): guanyl-nucleotide exchange factor activity; small GTPase binding
Source: RefSeq, a predicted model, not a curated record